UCCUCAUUCUAACCAAAUAUAACCUUAAACAAAAAUACAGGUAUUCUAUUCUAUUUUACGGGACAUAAAUAUUAUAAAUAAACUGUAAACAUGAAUUUAAAUAUAUCUGGACUGGCAAAAUACGUUUGGCAAUCACAAGCAGUCGCUGGAUUUGGGUACCAACAAGUGAGAAAUAAAUGGGCAAAUGCAUUGAUGAUUCGUGAUGUCAAGAGGCGGCGAAUGAGUGCAGAAAACUUUCUCGAGAGGACUCGAAUUAACGCACUCAGGAAGAAUGAUAUUCUGCCAGUGGAGAUUAGAGAACUAGCUGACAAGGAUGUGAACAAAUUCGAGAUGAAUGCGAUUCCUCUCAGAAUUAACAAUAGAUGCGUAGUUACUUCAAGACCCAGAGGAGUUGUAAAGGAAUGGCGUAUGAGCCGCAUAGUGUGGAGACACCUUGCAGACUACAACAAGCUAUCUGGAGUGCAGAGGGCUAUGUGGGGAUAGACCAUCUUACUUAAUUAAUUGCUAUUAGUUGUUAUAUAGAUUUUAAAUAAAUUAUGUUGAUCUUA
This is a messenger RNA of Trichoplusia ni (cabbage looper), 548 nucleotides long. RefSeq names its product 28S ribosomal protein S14, mitochondrial (gene mRpS14). The record is from RefSeq and is a predicted model, not a curated record. NCBI's taxonomy places the organism in Eukaryota, Metazoa, Arthropoda, Insecta, Lepidoptera, Noctuidae. Gene Ontology annotation, cellular component: mitochondrial small ribosomal subunit; ribosome. Gene Ontology annotation, biological process: translation. Bases 91 to 483 code for a protein of 130 amino acids. The transcript is spliced from 3 exons. Gene Ontology annotation, molecular function: structural constituent of ribosome.